AUGGAUUCAGAAGACGGAGGGUUGUUUAUCAAGCAACUUGCCGCCUUUGUGCGCACGCACGAAAAGGCCCUCGCCAACGCCUUUCAGCCUCAGCGGCGCGAUGUUCGUCACCGGGCCACGCAGAGCACAAGCUCUGCCACGCUCUCGCAGGCCGCGACGUUUCCAGAACGUCCUUCGACCGCAAUCUCCAACUCUAGCUCGUUCGCCAGCUCUCUCUCUCUGGGGCCGCUCAACUUUGGUUCGCAUGGCGUCAAAUCGGCAAAGCUGGCCCUGACUCCCCACCAUCUGUUCUAUCUCCUCUCUCGCUUCGAAGAGUUGGGUAUCAAUGUGGGGCCCAUGAAGGUUCGCUUGGAGGAUCUCCACGACAGCUCAUCCUCUGCAAACUACGUGUCAUUCCUCAGCAACACCCAGCGGUCUAGAAGCCACAGCUCUGAUGUCGGCUCCAUCCACUCCGUCUCCAGCAUGCGGAGCGUCAUGUCUGGCAUGUCUGCUCUGUGGGCCAGCUUUGGCAUCGGUGCCAGCAUCUCGGCUUCCCGGACGGAGCGUCAAAAGGCCGCCCUGGAGGCGGACAUGAAGUACUUGUAUUCCGCCUUCACCAAGAUCCCCUGUCUCCGCCUGGCCCCUGAUUGGCGAGCCCGCCUCAUCAAGGGCUACGAAGAGUUCCCCUUCGACUCUGCCGUCCCCCUGUACGUGUUCAAGAACGUCCAGGCCCUGGAAGUGAGCAACAUUGAUUUUCGCCAAUUCUUCGGCUGGGACCGCAUGGCCGACCAGCUCCGCUCGCUUACGCUUAAGCAUGCUGGCAUCGAGGACCCCGCCGAUAUCCUGAUCGACAUCGUCCUGGACGACAUGGACAAGAGGCGUCGACGAACGUCCAAGGCGCAAACCUCGCCAUCAAUACCAUGGAGCGGGAGCCACAGCCCCCGCAAGAGUCCAACCAUGCCCGGUCGUGAGUUCUCGCGAUCCGUGUCCAUUCCCGGCUCACCCGAUGCUCGGACCUCGCUGGGUGAGCUUCACGUGGGCUCCGUGGGGCCCAGCGAGACCGCCGUCGACGACGGCAACACGUCUGAUGGCUCGGCCCGCACUCUGCGGAGGCAGUCUACGGAAGACCUGCCGCGGUCCCUGAAAAAGGACUCUCGGCCGAGGAGCAACUCCCCUUCUCGCCCGGCCAGCUCUCGUAACCACUCCAACCACCACGUACGAUCUCAGCAGAGGAUCCGGCGCUCGGGGUCUGGUAGUUCCAACUCCAGCAUGUCGGACUCGUGGCACCAUCACCAUGGCAGAGGCAGCUCUGCGAACCUCCUGGGCAGCAUGAUCCUGCCCUCUUCCAAGUGGCGCUUCCUGCGACAUCUCAGUUUGGCGGAUAACCCCAUGACGUCGAUCCCCGCGUCCAGUCUGGCUCCCCUCUCUAACACUCUCUUCUCCCUCGACUUGUCAUCCAACCUCUUCAGCCAGAUUCCGGACAGCCUUUCCACCCUCACAGCUCUCCGCGCCCUCAACCUUUCACAUUGCAUGAUCGACUCUCUGCACUCCCUGACCCGGAACCCCCUUCCAGCCAUCACGGCUCUCAACCUGCGAGCCAAUAGGCUGCAAUCUCUCGCCGGGAUCGAGAAGCUGUACCCUUUGGAAAGGCUGGACCUUAGAGACAACCGGCUUACGGACCCCAAGGAGCUUGCACGCUUGACGGGGAUUCCGGACAUUCGUGAAAUCUGGGUGGAGGGCAAUCCCUUUACCCGCACCCACAAGGACUACCGCCUGACCAUCUUCAACCUGUUUCGCAUGACGCCGGGAUAUACCGAGGACAUCGUGAUUGAUGGCUCCGGCCCCAGCUCUGCCGAGAAGCGGGUGCUGGUUGACCGAGUUCCGAUUCCCGAGUCGGUCCCCGUGGUGAAGCCGAUCGGGGCCGAGAUGCGAGGCGUCGAUGUAAGCAAGCCCGCCGUCAUCUACAGCACUGUCAAGGAAGCGUCCGUUCUGCGCAAGGAGCGGCCAGUGCCAAAGGCCAUCGCCAGCGAAAUCAAUACGACUUCGACGCGGCGCCGCAGGAACACCAAGCGACGCAUUGUCGAGGCUUCGAGCAGUGAUAACGCCGCGGUGCCCUCAUCGUUCGAUGUGCACAGCCCGAGCUUUCCGAUCGCCUCUCCCAUUGACCCUUCCCUCGACGGCCACUACCGGAUUUCUCAUGCGGCCAGGACGCAGCCGCCCUCGCCUCACAUGAUGUAUCCCAAGGCUCACGAGCGUGGCAGCGGUGGCUUCUCUCCGGAGAAUGGCCACGCCAACGGUACCGCCCACGCCGACCGCAUUUUCAAUACGAGCGAUAUCCAGCAGCAAGACUGGGACGCCGAGGGCGAGAUGUACCGCCGCAAAAUCGAGGCCCUACGCGACAAGGUCGGCGAAGGUUACCUGAGCGUGCUGAGCGAGGAGGGCUGGGAUUCGAACAACAUCUAUGGCUCACCAAAUAUCCCCACCAGCACUGCUGCGCUCCUGGCGGCCCAUCCAGCCCAUCACGCUCCGCCCAUGCAAGCCAUCCACGGAGGCCACUCAUGA
Messenger RNA from Trichoderma citrinoviride, 2541 nucleotides. RefSeq lists its product as hypothetical. Gene Ontology annotation, cellular component: cytoplasm. NCBI's taxonomy places the organism in Eukaryota, Fungi, Ascomycota, Sordariomycetes, Hypocreales, Hypocreaceae. The coding region runs from base 1 to 2541 and encodes 846 amino acids. Gene Ontology annotation, molecular function: protein kinase binding. The record is from RefSeq and is a predicted model, not a curated record. The transcript is spliced from 2 exons.